AUGUCCGACGAAGAUGAUUACAUGUCCAUGGUGAUUGAGGAGCCCACUCAGAAAGAGACCUUUACCCAGAAAAAGCGCCGCGAACAACGCGAGGCCGAAGCCCGCGGCAGAGUCCCCUCCAAAGCAGAACGCGCCGCCCAAGAAGCCGCUCGCCGAGAUGAAGCUCUGGCAACCAGUACCCUCAACCCCACCAACAAGGGAUUCCAGAUGAUGGCCAGGCUUGGUUUCAAACCUGGUGAAUCACUUGGAAAGCGCGCACCUGCCCCCGAUACAGAACCAACUUUCGACUCGGAUAAAGCGCGCUCUGAGCCACUGAACCUCAUUUUCAAAGAGAAUCGCGGGGGUAUCGGUCUGGACACGGCGAAGAAGCGCAAAAUCCGUGAGGAGGCUGAAGAGGCAGUCAAGAAAGUGAAGCAUGAGGAGGGAACUUAUCGGGAUCGCGUGCGCGAAGAGCGUGAGUUGAAACGGACAGAAGCGCAAGUGCGCGCGGCGCAGAAGGUUGCGGAGAGGUUGGAGGCUGAAGCAGAGGGUGAGACAGUGACUGAGAAUGGGGAUGGGAAAAAGGAAGAGAAGAAGUCUACUGAAAGUGAAGAUGACUCUUCUGGGAACGCAGAAAACAAGUCAGCAUCUGGCGCCGCGUCCGAGAAGGCAGCCCCUAUCAAGCCCACCUCUCAGAUCAACGUUCUCUACCGCGGUCUUGUCCGUGAGCGCGAAGAACGCGAUCGUGACCGUCAGACUCGCCAUGCCCUACAGUCUUCGCUCCCGUCAUCCUUCUUCCCCAGAGCGCGGCUGCCAGAAUAUGACGACCCGACUAUGGAUCGGGAAGACAAGAAGGCUCUUGGUGAAGUUGAUCAGAAUACCUCUGCACUGGAGAUCGAGCUCGAGGAAGAGGACGAGGAGCUUGAUGCCUUCAAUGCCCUCGAGCCUGCCGAGCGACUAGAAAAGCUAGUCCUAUUUUUGCGCGAGAAGUACAGGUAUUGCUUCUGGUGCAAAUAUACCUACGAGACGGAUGAAGAGUUGGAGGGUUGUCCUGGCCUUACGGAAGAGGAUCAUGACUGA
Messenger RNA from Penicillium antarcticum, 1059 nucleotides. RefSeq names its product putative G-patch domain protein. Bases 1 to 1059 code for a protein of 352 amino acids. Gene Ontology annotation, molecular function: nucleic acid binding. The record is from RefSeq and is a predicted model, not a curated record. The transcript is spliced from 2 exons. Gene Ontology annotation, cellular component: kinetochore. Lineage: Eukaryota; Fungi; Ascomycota; Eurotiomycetes; Eurotiales; Aspergillaceae.